AUGGCUUCCACCAUGCCGCCCGUUCCUGCAAAGGACGAUGUUAACGCUACCUGGAAAUAUUUAGAGGCUGGUGUCGACAAAAUCAUGACCAACCUGCGUGGUGGUAUGGAUAUGAAGACCUAUAUGGGCCUCUACACAGCCAUCCAUAACUUCUGUACCGCACAAAAGGCCGUUGCCGGCUCGUCUUUCGCAGCGAACAACAACCGUGGAGGUGCUCACCUACUUGGAGAAGACCUCUACCAGCACCUGAUUGAAUAUCUCAAGGCACACUUGGCUGGAGUACAAGCUCAAUCGAAGGAGCACGUCGACGAGGCGCUACUCACAUUCUACAUCAAGGAAUGGAACCGAUAUACGACCGCCGGCCAGUACAACAACCACUUGUUCAGGUACCUGAACCGUCACUGGGUGAAGCGGGAGAUGGACGAGGGCAAGAAGCACAUCUACGAUAUAUACACACUGCACUUGGUGCGAUGGAAGGAGGACAUGUUCACUGGCACACAAGAGAGCGUCAUGCGCUCCGUUCUGAAGCUUGUCGAGAAGCAGCGGAACGGCGAGACCAUCGAACAGUCCCACAUCAAGUCAGUGGUCGACUCAUUCGUGUCACUGGGUCUGGAUGAGGCUGAUAGCUCAAAGUCGACGCUGGACGUAUACAAGGAGUACUUCGAGAAGCCCUUCUUGGAGGCGACCGCAACAUACUACGACAACGAGUCAAAACAAUUCUUGGCGGAGAACAGCGUUGUGGAGUACAUGAAGAAGGCCGAGGCUCGUCUUGACGAAGAGAAGGAACGUGUGCCGCUUUACUUGCUCAAUGAGAUCAUGUCUCCGUUGAUGCGAACCUGUGAGCAGUCCCUGAUCACAAACCACUCACAAGCUCUGCGCGAAGAAUUCCAGAUCCUUCUCGACCACGAUAAGCAAGAAGAUCUUGGCCGCAUGUACAAGCUUCUUGCUCGCAUCCCUGAAGGCCUCGACCCGCUGCGCAACCGUUUCGAGACCCACGUGCGCAAGGCCGGUCUGCAGGCUGUCGAGAAGCUCGCGCAAGAGGGUGAGAGCCUGGAGCCUAAGGUGUACGUCGAGGCCUUGCUUGAGGUUCACACCCAGUACCAGGAUCUUGUCAACAAGGCCUUCAACGGCGAGUCUGAGUUUGUACGAUCUUUGGACAACGCAUGUAGGGAGUUCGUCAAUCGCAACAAGAUCUGCAAAUCCGGCUCCAACAAGUCACCUGAACUUCUGGCCAAGUACACCGAUACUCUGCUGAAGCGUUCAGGCGCAAAGAUGAGCGAGGAGGACGAUAUGGAGAAGUUGCUUACACAGAUUAUGACUGUGUUCAAGUACAUCGAGGACAAGGAUGUCUUCCAGAAGUUCUACUCGCGUAUGUUGGCGAAGCGUCUCGUUCAGACUACAUCUGCAUCCGACGACGCCGAGACUAGCAUGAUCAGCAAGCUCAAGGAGGCAUGCGGUUUCGAAUACACCAACAAGCUCCAGCGCAUGUUCCAGGAUAUGCAGAUCUCGAAGGAUCUGAACGGAGCCUUCAAGGAGUGGCAAUCCAACAAUUUGGACGAGGCCGAUGUCAAGGCUAGCGUCGACGCCAGCUACCACAUCCUUGGUACUGGUUUCUGGCCGCUCCAGCCACCCACCACGCCCUUCACGGCCCCACAACUGAUCGUUCAGACCUACGAGCGAUUCGCUCGCUUUUACAACCACAAACAUCAGGGUCGUAAGCUCACAUGGCUCUGGCAGUUGUGCAAGGGUGAAGUCAAGGCCAAUUACUGCAAGGUCGCCGGCUCCAAGGCCUCUCCCACCUUCCAAGUCUCUACAUAUCAGAUGGCUAUCAUGCUCUUGUUCAAUGACAGUGAUACUGUCAGCUACGACGACAUCGCCGAGGCUACCAAGCUCAACAAGGAGACUCUCGACCCUAGCCUUGGUGUCUUCAUCAAGGCUAAGGUCUUGCUCGCUCAACCGGAGGGUGCCAAGCCUGAGUCAGGUACAACGUACAAGCUCAACACCGGGUUCAAGACCAAGAAGGUCAAGAUGAACUUGAACAUCGGUAUCAAGUCUGAGCAGAAGGCGGAGGCAGAAGAUACGCACAAGACCAUCGAGGAGGAUCGAAAGCUCCUCAUGCAGUCGGCCAUCGUGCGUAUCAUGAAGUCCCGCAAGAAGAUGAAGCACCAGCAGCUGGUCUCGGAGACGAUCCAGCAGAUCAAGAACCGCUUCAUGCCCCGCGUUCCAGAUAUCAAGAAGUGCAUAGACAUCCUCCUCGAGAAGGAGUACCUCGAGCGCCUGGAAGACGACGAGCUCGGCUACCUUGCGUAA
This is a messenger RNA of Macroventuria anomochaeta, 2310 nucleotides long. Its product is annotated as Cullin-domain-containing protein. Gene Ontology annotation, cellular component: SCF ubiquitin ligase complex. Lineage: Eukaryota; Fungi; Ascomycota; Dothideomycetes; Pleosporales; Didymellaceae. The coding region runs from base 1 to 2310 and encodes 769 amino acids. Gene Ontology annotation, molecular function: ubiquitin protein ligase binding. Gene Ontology annotation, biological process: SCF-dependent proteasomal ubiquitin-dependent protein catabolic process; protein ubiquitination. The transcript has 3 exons. The record is from RefSeq and is a predicted model, not a curated record.